AUGACGAAAAUAUCCACCACCAAGAGAAAUAAUCUUAACAAUAUCAACAUCAACAAUUCGUACUCUCCAAAGAAAAAGACUGUCAUAACCCAAGAGACAUGCGUCGAUCGUGCUAAAAAGGCAGAGCAGGACGCAGUCGCGACUCUUGAGGCUUUUUAUAUGGCAAAUACUAUUUCCAAAUUCGAAGAGAUCGAGAGAGAACGCCAAGAGAUUGCACUCAAAGAACGAUUAACUUUGGAGGCUCUUCUAGCAUUGAAUCAAAAAAGAUAA
Ambispora gerdemannii is the source of this 270-nucleotide messenger RNA. NCBI's taxonomy places the organism in Eukaryota, Fungi, Glomeromycota, Glomeromycetes, Archaeosporales, Ambisporaceae. The record is from the annotation of a GenBank genome assembly.